AUGUCGGCGCCCAGCCCCAUCCCUCCCCCAAACGACCGCCGGAGCUCGCAGGCGUCCACCCAUAGCCUUCACAGCGGUGUGCCGCCCGAUGUCGACGACAGAAUCACGGUCGGUGGCCCUCCUGGCAGUCCUUCGCCUCUGGCUCUGAGAGCCUCCAACUCACCCUCUUCGAAGCGCCGACACAGCCGAAUCGUCAAAGUCCCACCCGAGUUCCAGUCGCUCGAAUACGUCUCGACCCCCGACAGCAACCUCGUCUGCCUCAUCUGCCACACCCCCUUUGACAAGCCCGUCCAGCUGGCCUGCGAGCACUACUUUUGUCGCGACUGUCUUGACCAUGCCUGGGCCCCUCAGGCCAACGGUCGCAGGACCUGUCCGACGUGUCGCGCCAAGGUGGAGAGCGAAAAGGACAUUCGGCCUGUUCCCAAGAUUGUCGAGACCAUGUUGGACGAACUGGUGGUCAAGUGCUCGAAUAGCAAGGCUGGCUGCAACUGGGUGGCCCAGCGCGCCAAUGUCAACGACCACGUCAUGCUGUACUGCGAGUACACGCCAGUCGAGUGUUCUGGCCAGGACUGUCGCCUGCAAAUCUCCCAAAAGGACUUCCACAAGGGCUGUUUGCACUACACGGUGAGCUGCGAGCACUGCCGCGCUUCGGUCAUGAAGAAGGAUCUCGAGGCAAGUUGGUCGGACAUCACUACAAGACACUACGUACUAACAGCUACGCAGGAGCACCAGCGCAACAUCUGCUUCAAUCGAACUACGAAAUGCACAUUAUGCUCUGCCGAGCUUCUUCGUCUGGACCUCAAGUCGCACAUGAAUGAUAGCUGCCCCAAGAACGUCAUCUCGUGCCAGGGCGCCAUCGUCGGCUGCAAGUUCAGCUCUGAGCGCGCCACUGUGCUCGAGCAUGAAAAGAGUUGCGCAAUGGCGACCAUGGCACCGCACUUCCGCGAACAACAAGCCCGAAUCGAGAGGAACGAAGCACGACUAGAGCCUUUGACCAGGAAAGUCGGCAUUUUGGAAGACGGACUUUCCAACAUCACAAACUACCUGUAUCCAUCCAACAGCAACGAUUCUUCAUUCCCCGUCACGGAUCCCCUGGAUGCAAAUGAUACCGAGCAUCAAGCGCCGACGCCCGAUUUCCGCCUCCCUCCCGCUUCCUUUCCACCAGUGGCACCAGGCACGGAGGGCACGCCUGCACAGCCACCUUUUGACUCCCAGGUCCACCACCUGCUCACCCUGCACGACUCCCUUCGCGAGGAAGUGUCUCGCAUCGCAAAUGCACUGACCGACCUUGAUGGUCGCACCAACAUGAUGAUUAUUAAUGAGAGCCAACGCGCAAAAGACGAGAUGCUGCAUGCUAAUGCUGCUAUCAGUAGUAUGCGCAUGCACUUGCAAUGGCUGAUAAGCGCUACCAUUCACCAGCGCUCAAAUUCCACGGCUCGUAGCUCCGGUAGCACAAGCGCAACAGCGAGCGGAAGCAGUGAAACACGAACCACUGCAUCUAGACCGGGUCCCAGUACAACGUCCCAAGGUCCCUUCCGUAGGCUAAGCGACUCGAAUCGACAGGACACGAAGUUGUGA
Plenodomus lingam JN3 is the source of this 1578-nucleotide messenger RNA. The record is from RefSeq and is a predicted model, not a curated record. Lineage: Eukaryota; Fungi; Ascomycota; Dothideomycetes; Pleosporales; Leptosphaeriaceae.